Messenger RNA from Lottia gigantea (owl limpet), 447 nucleotides. RefSeq lists its product as hypothetical. Lineage: Eukaryota; Metazoa; Mollusca; Gastropoda; Lottiidae. The record is from RefSeq and is a predicted model, not a curated record. The transcript is spliced from 2 exons. Gene Ontology annotation, molecular function: lipase activity. The annotation marks the transcript as partial.
UUUGUUGUUUCAGGUCUAGAUCCUGCUGGACUAUUAUUUGAAGAUACUGAUGUUGAUGUAAGGUUAGAUCCUAGUGAUGCUAUAUUUGUCGACUGUAUACAUUCAGACGGGUUACCAAUUUAUGAUUUAGGUAAGAGACUAGAAUUGAUUGGCCAAACAGAAAUUAUUCAAAAUCCAUUUUUGAUUUUUUUAGAACUGUCCUCAGACGUUUCAUGCAGUCAUCACAGAGCAAUCUCAUACUUCUUAGAAACUCUGCAACAGAACCAAACCUGUCAAUUCCAGGCUUACCCAUGUUCCACCUUCAAAGAUUAUUUGAAAGGAUCGUGUACCAGCUGUGGAGAUGGUCCCUGUCCAAUUUUGGGAUACCGUUCCAUUGACAGCCAUCGUAAAGGCAAAUAUUACCUCAAGACUAAUUCACAGUCUCCAUUUUGUAUGAAACGUAAGUAA